UUGUGAAAUGGUGAAGGUAAAUUUUCUUCUGUGUUGCGUGAAUACCUUGCUAAUGUCAGAGGCAAUUUUUUUGCCACGUUCGACUUGUGUUACUGAUCCAGCAUUUUCAAAUUGUUUGUGUAUCAACUCGAGUGAUCAGAUAGUAGCUGACUGUUCUCACUUGAGAAUACACGUUUCGCCUAUAUUUACACCAGUUGUACAGACAGUGAAUCUAAGUUUCAACGAGUUGGAGUACGGCCCAGUUCCAGGAUCCCUACCUGCUGGUCUUCAACGUUUAGAUCUAUCCCAUAACAAAAUCAAGUUCUUUCCUACAUCAGCGUUCGAUGGUUUAUACUUGCUUCAAAUCUUAAACAUUAGCUCCAAUCACCUGGCAUUAGACGACAGUACUUUCUUCAAAGGUGUAUUUGCAGAUUUAAAAUCCUUGCGGCAUUUGGAGAUGCAAAACAACUCUCGCAUUUUUUCGAAUCAUUCGACUGAUAUGUACCCAGGACAUGCGUUACAAGCCUUAAUGUCUCUCCGUUCACUAUCAAUUGACGGGCUGCCAAGUUAUAAAUUUGGUAAGGAGUUUUCAAAGCUUCAAAAUUUGUCACAACUGAAUUUAUCCAGUGGUUAUUGUAAUUUGAGUGUAUACGGACUAACUGAAACUUACUUUAAUAAUCUACCACAUUUGCAAGUAUUGAAUGUUAAGAGUUGUCAUAUCAAAAAUAUCUAUAACGAUACGUUUUCUCUUUUACAAAAUCUUACAUACUUGGAUAUUUCCAAUAAUAACUUAUUAACUUUCUGUGGGUUCAAGAAUGCUUCAGAUGGUCUUAUAGGAUCCCCAAUCAAAAUAUUCAAAGCAAAUCGAAUAUACUGUGCAGUAGGCAAAUCGACAUUCGUAAGUCGAAAAUUUUUCAAAUCUCUCCGUAAAACUUCUUUGGAGGAACUAUACCUUGAUGACAAUAAGAUUGACUACGGAGAAUUUAAGAUUGCUGCCGAGCUACCAGUGACGCUCAGAAAAUUGUCUCUAAGUGGCAAUAAACUGUCUCUAGGUCGCUACAUCUUCCAAAACGUCUCAGACCUGAUAGGUCUGAGGGAGGUGGAUAUCAGUUAUCAGAACAGGCACAUUACAGGACCAUUUGUGGAUCAGUAUAAUUGCCAUGAUUAUAGAGAGUCCAAAAAAUGUGAGUGCGAAACAAAUACAGAUUUCUUAACUGAUACAACUUUUAUUAUGAAUUUGAUGUCACCAAAUAACCAUUCAAAGCCUACGGACGUGUAUAACAUGGAAGAGAAAUCAUGCGACCAACCGAUAGAAAUGAUUACGAUAUUGCCACCGUAUUUGAGCUCAAUAAAUUUUGAAUAUUCAAAAGUCGGUGACAACAUUCCAUUCAUGCAUUUGAUGUACGAUCACUUGUAUAGACUGAACUUGCGAGGAAAUGCGUUUACUAGAUGGAUUGGUCCUGUAUGCAAUGCCACAAGUAUGCGCUAUCUUGAUCUUUCAGAAAAUCUCUGCUCUUAUGUGUCGAAAGCCUUUUUUAAAGAAUUAAUAGGUCUUGAGACUUUGCUUCUUGACAAAAAUUAUUUGGUAUAUUCACUAAGGAACGAUCAAAACGGUGACAUUUUCCGCUGUUUAAGAAAUCUCCAAAAUAUAAGCAUUGCAAACAACCAACUAGAUGACCUCCCGAGAAAAAUCUUUGAUGGACUUAUUAAUCUCAAAGUGUUGAACCUCAGCACCAACGCCAUAAGUGAUGUCAAGAUUGACGUUCAUCACAUGAAGAAACUUAGCGUCCUGGAUCUCUCUCAUAACUAUAUUCGCUUCUUUGACGGAAGUUUAACGUCACAGAUAGAUCUAGUACCCUAUAGUUCAUUGUCUAUAAGUCUAGAAAACAAUCCAUUAGAAUGUUCCUGUCGCUCUCUGUCAUUCUUGAAAUGGUUUCAGCAAAAAACGAACUCGCAUUCUGUAACGUUUAUAAAUUAUCAUCUGUAUAACUGUUCGGAUGAAAAUGGGCACCUUCUAAACAAUGGGUUUGCUCAAUUAGAUGCCGUGGUACAAAAACUUGAAGUUCAAUGUAGAAAAAUUGAGUGGUAUGUGUUAUUAAUUGUUAUAUUUUUGACCUGCUUCGUUUUGUUUAUUCUUAGUAUUUUCAUCAUUUAUAGACACAAAUGGAAAAUUCGAUAUUUUAUUUAUUUGGCUAAGCGCGAAAUGUUCAAGAAAGGUUACGAACGUCUGGGAGACAAUACUGACUUCAAAUAUGACGUUUUCGUCUCUUACGCAGAGAGAAACAGGUCUUUUGCUACAAAAGACGUCGUCACACGACUGGAGGAAGAAGCAGGAUUCAAAGUUUGUCUCCACGACAGGGACUUCGUUCCUGGUACGGACAUAUCUGAUAACAUCAUUGGCGCCAUUCGGCAUAGCAGAAAGAUCAUCUUUAUAGUAUCUUCCCAUUUCAUCAAGUCUGAUUGGUGUAUGUAUGAAUUCCAUAUGGCAAGGUAUGAAGAAACAGUAGUGCGUAAACGAAACUGCACAAUAUUCAUAUUCCUUGGAGAUAUUCCUUUGGCAGAUUUGCCUUACAAAAUUGCGCAAGUGAGAGAUCAAACUGUUUUCGCUGAUUUUCCACGAGAUACCGAAGAAGAAUCCAAAUUUUGGAAUGUUCUUUUCGACACUGUAAAUGCAGAAGCUUAGAUUAUGUUGUAAAUUAUAUUAAAGAUUGAGUUUUUGAAACAACUAUGAUAAAUAAGUUGAUAAGUCGAUCAAUUGAACGCUUCUUACCAAACUUUCAAUGUAUAUCCUUACCACAUGCAAUGAAGUACAGACCAUUAAAGACAAUUGAAACAAUUUUCAUAAAAGCGUUACAAAUUUAAUGGUUUUACAUUUACAUGUACAUCCAUUUCCCUUUUAAAGAGGCAUAGUCACGGUUUUGGUCAAAUUCUAUUUUUAUGUUUUUAUUAUUUACAAUGCUUUAGAAGUGCAUUUCUAAUGAUCAAAUAAAAUUUGAGAGUCAUUCGUAGAGUUAUAAGCAAGAUACGGGGCUCACAAUUCUUUGUCAUGUAAACAAGGCUCGGGUCCUGUUUUUGUUUACAUAGGUUCAAUAUACCAGUAAAAAGUCUUUUUCCAGCUUAUUUGUCUAUCUUAUUAUUUUAUUCAAGCAUAGAUAAGCAGUUUCAAACGUUUAACACAUUAUUUUUAGGUUUCAAACUGAAAUUUUUACUUCAACGUUCAAAAUGUAAACAAACGUUAUGGAAACGAAGCAAGGAAUUUUUAGCUCUGUGACUCGCUUAUAACUCAACAAAUGACACUCAAAUUUCGGUUGCCUAUUAAAAUGCCUUUCUGAAGCAUUGUAAAUAUUAAAACCGGAAAAAUAAUUUUUGACCGAAAUUGUGACCAUGCCC
Molecule: messenger RNA, 3369 nt
Organism: Magallana angulata
Lineage: Eukaryota; Metazoa; Mollusca; Bivalvia; Ostreida; Ostreidae
Product: toll-like receptor 4
Exons: 1
Coding region: 8-2662 (884 amino acids)
Biological process (GO): immune response; toll-like receptor signaling pathway
Cellular component (GO): membrane
Molecular function (GO): transmembrane signaling receptor activity; protein binding
Source: RefSeq, a predicted model, not a curated record